GUCAACAAUUCAUUGAAAUUCUAGAUCCACAGAAAUUCAUCCACAGCUCAACCCACCACAACCACAACCAUGAACGCCACCCAACCCCUCCUCGACUGGAUAGCUGCGCACCCCUACCAAACCGCCUUCCAUGUCGUAAACGGCGUAAUCCUUCUCACACCCGCCGCCGCCACGAUCCCCUUCUUCAGUGCCUUGGGAUUGAGUGCUGGAGGUCCUGUUGCAGGCUCCACAGCAGCAACAAUCAUGAGCUACUUUGGCUGUGUACCUGCAGGCGGUAUCAUUGCCACGGCGCAGAGUGCGGCUAUGGGGGGUUAUGGGGCUAGUAUUGCAGCUGGAGCGGCACAGGGGGCAGCGCUGUUUACUUCAGGUGCGGCUUGGUUGAUGGGCAGGAAUGGAACGACUUGAUGGACUGGAACAGAGAAGGAAUGAGCCCUAGAGAUGGGGGAUUGGGGAAAAGGAGUUGGGAUUAUGGUGUCAGCAGGGCGGGCUUUGUCGGAUAAGACCAAUGAUGGUGUUACCGAGGCUCGGUUGCUGCUGCUGCUUCCUUCACACCCCAGCCAUCUCACGUUUCCAAAAUCAAUGACAAAGACACGCGUAGACUUUCUUGUUUGACUUAUCAGUUCGGCGCCCCGCAUCUGCCUAGAUUCAAAAUCACAAAAACCUCAAAAA
Pyrenophora tritici-repentis Pt-1C-BFP is the source of this 669-nucleotide messenger RNA. Lineage: Eukaryota; Fungi; Ascomycota; Dothideomycetes; Pleosporales; Pleosporaceae. The record is from RefSeq and is a predicted model, not a curated record.